Dermacentor silvarum is the source of this 4116-nucleotide messenger RNA. It is a transcript of the gene ktub, whose product is annotated as tubby-related protein 3. Gene Ontology annotation, biological process: protein localization to cilium. Lineage: Eukaryota; Metazoa; Arthropoda; Arachnida; Ixodida; Ixodidae. Gene Ontology annotation, cellular component: cilium. Bases 129 to 1526 code for a protein of 465 amino acids. The record is from RefSeq and is a predicted model, not a curated record. The transcript is spliced from 10 exons.
UCGUGUUUACGUCACGUUGGGCCGAAAAGUUCCGGAAAGUUCGUUUUAAAAGUGUGUGUGGUCAAGGUACAGACAAUCUAUCGAAUGUUUAUCGAGUGACUGCGUGCGAGCGUCAAAUAUCGAGCGUCAUGGUUCCCUUGAUGUUCUUCGUAAUGCGCCAGCUGCUGGAGGAGAAGCAGCGCCACAAGCGGCAGAGUCAGGGACUACUUCAGGCAUCCGAUGCUCGCCGCCCACAGUCCAACACUGUGCUGCGGAACCGACUCCGAAAAGACGAGUCGCGCCCCCUGAUGGCUGGUCUCAGCAUAGACAGGCCUGUUCAAGACGUCGUCAGCUGCUACGACGGUCCCAUGCUCUUCUCAAGCACCGAUAACCUGGACGCAGCGGUCGGCGACAGCGUCAAGGACAACAUUGUGCAGGACGACGUCGACGGAGAAAAUCCCGUGGCCAUUGCCCUCAACAGUAGCCCAAUUCCACCGUCCCCUGAUGUGCAGAGGAAACUUAGGCAGAUGGACCUCAGCGAUGACCUCACGAGCAUCAACGGGGACGAGGACCUGGAGAGCACGCCUGUGACGUCAGAGUCAGUGUCGAGCCGAUCCACGUCUGCGCGAGUUCCAGACACUCCAACGGACGUUACGAACACCAUUGCCCAGGUGGAAGACGUGAGCGGCGGCGUUGGAAGUGGCGGUGAGGGGAAAAAGGUGCAGCCGGCCAUGUCGGUGCCCGUGAUGGACUUGGGUCCCCUGGCCGACCUGCUGGACCAGGGCCAGAUGGAGGAGUUCUCCACGGUGCCCUGCCCGCAGGGCACCACGAUCCGGUGCCGCAUCACGCGAGACAAGAAGGGCGUCGACAAGGGACUGUACCCGACCUACUACCUUCACCUUGAGAAGGAGGACAACCGAAAGGUGUUUCUGCUGGCCGCCCGUAAGCGCAAAAAGAGCGCCACGUCCAACUAUCUGAUCUCGGUGGACCCGACCGACCUGUCGCGAGGUGGCGAAUCCUUCGUGGGCAAGCUUCGUUCCAACCUGCUCGGCACCGCCUUCACCAUCUACGACUGCGCCGAGAAGCCCCGGCAGAACACGGAGAAGCGCUCGGUGCGCUCCGAGAUCGGAGCCGUCGUCUACGAGACAAACGUUCUUGGAUUCAAAGGCCCCAGGAAGAUGACUGUCAUCGUGCCAGCCAUGAGUAAAGACCACAAGAGGAUUGAGCUGAAGCCAUCCUUCGAACACGGGGGCCUGUUGGAGCGGUGGAAGUGCCGGAAUAUGGAAAACCUGCUCGAACUUCGCAACAAGACGCCCGUCUGGAACGAUGACACACAGUCCUACGUCCUCAACUUCCAUGGUCGGGUGACGCAAGCGUCUGUGAAGAAUUUUCAGAUAGUCCACGAAAAUGAUGCUGACUACAUCGUGAUGCAGUUUGGCAGAGUGACCGAAGAGUGCUUCAGUAUGGACUACUGCUACCCCCUGUGCGCUCUGCAGGCGUUCGCGAUCGCCCUGUCGAGCUUCGACAGCAAGCUGGCCUGCGAAUGACCGUUACUGAAGUCGCCUAAAGACGUUUCCCUGCUGCGUAGCAAUCGAAAAUUGCGGCACACUGUGCGUCACGUGAGGAACCUCCGCCUCAGAAAAUGGAACUGCCACGGAUUUGCCUUCGGCGACAUUGAAUGGAUUCCAUAGAUCCAGCGAGCUGUGGACAAUGGUGAUUCGCCUGAUAACGCACAGUUUGACCAGUGCGUACUGUGGGGGAGCGGAGUGCAGUGGUGUUGUGGACUUUCCUGCCUCCUUUCCCCCCCAUGCUCUUCCCUCUCCCAGUUUCCUUCAUUUCCGGUGAUACAACAGUCGAAACUCAGUAUAACGUACACGAACAUAACGAAAUACCUGAUUUAGCAAAGCAAGACAAUAGUGAUGCUCGCCAAUAUCAGCGCGUGUCAAAUUCACGCUUGUAAACGAACUUCGGAUAUUGAGAAUCGAAUCUAAACAUCUAUCUGCGAUAUAAGCGUCUAACGAACGCGCGCUCAUAGCGAACGUAGAUUAUAACGAAUGUCUUUUCGUGUCCGAUGCGUCUUCUCUAUAAGAUGGUUCGACGGUCGACUGUAUAUGCCGUGGUCAACACAUCUACUGUGGAAUUGAAGGAACACCUGUGAAGAUGAGGUAGCUCGAAGAGCUCACGACGCGAAUGUUGCUUCCCCUGGAGUAAAGCACAGUGGCAUUCUGCACUGCCUCAGUGACCAUAGGCUUUCCCAAACCCUGUUUCACCACGAGAUACCUUAAACACUCGCACGUCAUUAGCUAAACGAUAUUUGCCGUUACAUCGUUGACCACACUGAGAGAAAACAAUCUGUACUUGACGCGCGAGCUGCGACAGUUCAUAAAGAGGUGUGCUGCAAUAUAAGCUACGUUCGUGCACUGUCGUUAGAGAAAAGCGUGAAUUCUUGGACAUAAUAAUGUCGACAAGUAACACGAAGUUUGAGAUUUCGCCUGACUGGUACCGGCCGCUUCUUUUUCAAUUUUUGUCAUGCCUGGUAUUUUAGUGCACUCUAUAAGCAGACUUACUCGAUGACUGACGAUUUAAAUAUAAGCAAUACAAAGGUUAUGGAAAGUUCCCCGAGUCGCUUUUAAUUUCAUUCGACUAUCCGGAGUUAUUUACCUUGCAGAAAAAUUGCUACACGAUUGUUACGUACCACAAGGUAACCAGCUGUCUUUCUUAUUUUAGUUCUUGUUGCAAUCACGUAUAUGGCAUUUAUUUUUUGCCUCUUUGGCUAUAGUUGCACCUGGGCGGUCUUUUGCAACUAAUCUAACUAGGGCUUUUAAUAGCGGCGCCUCGAGUCGAACACUAAUCAGCUCCGGCACGGUAACCGGUAGUUUUAUCCUAAACCCAAGUGGUAGGACAGUUGCCCCUGUCAGGUUGUCAUUUGGGGCUAAGUUUUUCUGAGGAAGAAGGGGCUGUCCUUUAUCUGCAAACGAUUAUUUUCGAGUAACUAGCACGGAUACCUUUUAGCAUGCAGUAAUACUUGAAUGAAUAAAAGCUUGAUUUAAGAUAAAAAUUAUAAUGGCAGAUUGUUUUGUACUCCUGCCUUGAUAUGCACUCUUUGCCAGUACUUUCAAACACCGGUGACGUCUUCAGCAAAGCCUUGACUACCAGAACUGUAGCCAUUCGAACACCAAAUCUUCGCACAUGCCACUAUCAACGAUCCUGAGGCCGAGGACAAAAAAUCGAGCGAUUUUACACAGCUUUUGAGCCCAAUAUACAGACAACGGUGGGUCACGUCACUUGCAGCUGUCUUUUAGAGACGGCUAUAGACAUUACACAGAGAAAAAUGAGGAACAUGCAUAAAGCUUCGAAGGUGGCAUGUUAGCUCUGGGAAAGGCUAAGACAGCGUGAAAGACAUAGCCAAGGGAAUACGUGAGACACACACAUGCUCCAUGUGUAUCUUACGUCGUCCACUCGUACGCGUACAUGUCUUUCGAACUGAUUUGAAAUCCCCAAUGUUCAACCAAUUAGCUGAAGUUUCUCUCCUCGUCAACGUUAUUCUUAGUUGUCACCUUUGAAAUAAAGGUCACGCCGCAAACCCUUAGAAAAUGUGAAUGCCUCUAGGGUCAGUGCAAAUGUGCAUCCAACUCUGAAAUUUUUGAAGUUUGUUUUUAAAUGCGUUUAAUAGUAUUCGUCGUUGCAGGAAAAUACUGCGCAUGAGAUGACAACAUGGAUAAGGUAAAUGAAAAGGUGACUGUCUUUAAGUUUUAAAUAAACAUUCUUGAAGUGUGAAGUUUCACUUUCAUGUAGCGUCAGUGCAUUAGAGAUGACACUUUGGCUCCACCCAUGCAGCCUCACACAGUCGGCGAACUGCGGCACGUGAUCUGUGCUACCGAAGAUAGCACGAAUAACAUUGUACUACAUGAAUUGCAACUCGAAACUUCCAUUCUGCCUUCUUUAGACCUUACUGUCCUUUGUUUUAGACGGCGCUGCAUUCGGGGCCGGCUCACAUAUUUUGUUAAGUAAAGCCACAUCACCAGCUUUAGGCGCGCGCAGUUUGAACAGACGCAUCUGGGUGUUACACUGCUGAUGAAAAGAAACGAAAAAGUCUGCACUCUUCAGACACAAUAACACACUGCAUUUUGAUCACUU